CCAGGAAGUGCAACGAAAAAUUUCAAGUUAAGAGAAGUUUUGAUGAAAGAAUAAAACAAGGGAAUGAAAAAAGGAAAAGCCUUAUGUAUGAAUUUUAUAGAAUGGUUUGGUAGCCUUCACUGCUAAAAAAAACCCUACAACCAUGGCACUCUCAAGACUAAUAAUUUUCUGGUUGUGGCUGCUAGCAACAGGAAACAUCGUCUUUUCACAAGAUAAUUUUCUGAAGAAGCAGAAACAGCCAUUAAUUGCCAUUUCAAAUGUUGAAUUUUUCAACAAUACCAUAUAUGUGGGAGCCAUGGAUAAACUUCUUAAAUUUGAUCUGGACUUACAGAUAACCAAGAAGGUUGAUACUUGCACGGGAUCUUGUGAUUCAAACUAUAACAAAGUAUUAGUCAUUAGCGAAAAGACUCAAAGGGUGCUGCAUUGUGGGACUGGGUAUGGUGGAAUGUGUGAAAUGCGAAAUUUAACUGAUCUGUCACAAAGUCUUUUAAAUACUUCACAAUCUACAGGUAUCAUAGCUGUUAAAGUCAGUACUGAUAGGAAAAGACCUGCCUCAGCCAUUUUUACUUCAGAAAUGUUUUACCUUGCAAAGUCCUUUGGUGAUAAUGUGCAAUUCAAUGAAAAUGAAAAUGAAAAGUAUUGUGGCAUAUUAGCAAGAGAUCAAAUCUUUGAUUAUCAAACAGUUAAUCCUCCAUGUAUUUAUAUUGAGCUUAGGCAAAAAACAAAAUUGGAAGAUUAUGUUAUAUACUAUAAAGAUACAUUUAUUUAUGGAGACAAUGUAUAUUUUUUGACCAAUCAAAAGAAGUAUGUUGGAGCAAAUGACUAUGUAUCCAAAGUUGUCAGACUGUGCAUGAAGGAUACAUCAUACCAAUCACAUAUUGAUAUGGAAUUGACAUGUGAAAACGAUGGAAUGGUGUACAAUCUGAUUCAAGAUUCAGUAAUUUUAAAUGUAUCUGGAAACUCUGUGUUAGUAGCAGUGUUUGCCAAUGGCUCGGACCCAGAGAACAUAUCAGGGACAGGAAUCAUAUGCACCUUAGACAUGAAAACUAUCAAUAAGGAACUUCAAGAAUCUCUGAGAGGCUUUGAGACUAAUUGCAGUUACAACAAUUCAAACCAGUAUUUAAACCUGGUUGGAAAUUGUUUGUUAACCAAUCAGUCAAGUUUGAACAACUUCACAUGCAAAGCAAACGACAUUCCGAUAAGAUAUUUUGCCAUUGGAAGUGGCAAAGUUGAGCUACAUUGGAAUGACUCAUCAUUUGCACAUGAGGGUUAUUUUACAAGCCUACAUUCAAGUCAAUACAACCAGAACGAUGUUGUUUUUGCAGGAACAUCAAAUGGAUUUGUUGUAAAGUAUGUGAUGACAAAGAGUGGCCUUCACCGAUAUGAACAACUACUUGCAGACGAAGGGAACGAAGUGAAGGACAUGAUCAUUUUGAAUGAUGAUCACUUUUUUGUCAUCUCUGAAAGCAAUGUUUUAAAGUACCAGAGCACUGACUGUACCGAAUACAAAACAUGCAAAGAUCUUAUGGAAAACAAAAAUCCACUAUGUGGCUGGUGUGUCUAUGAAAACAAGAGCUCAAGGAAUGAUCAGUCUUGUAAAUAUUCUGGUCACGAAAACCACUGGAUACCAUCCCAGGGAGAGUGUGUGUCCAUUGACGCAGAUCCAAAAGCAUACCCUUCUGGAGUUGGGCUGUUACGGGUGACUUUAACUGCGAAACAUUUACCAGAAAGACUUUCUAUGGACUCCUACAAAUGUAAAAUAGAUGGCAAGCAUUAUAUUGCCUCUAUAAAUGACACUCAGUUAACCUGUAAUAUCAACAACAUAAAUGGUAUGUAUGCAAAUGUGUAUGACUACUCCACAAACGAAGUUUGA
This is a messenger RNA of Mya arenaria, 1873 nucleotides long. RefSeq names its product plexin-A4-like. The transcript has 9 exons. Gene Ontology annotation, cellular component: semaphorin receptor complex. NCBI's taxonomy places the organism in Eukaryota, Metazoa, Mollusca, Bivalvia, Myida, Myidae. The coding region runs from base 143 to 1873 and encodes 576 amino acids. Gene Ontology annotation, biological process: regulation of cell shape; positive regulation of axonogenesis; regulation of GTPase activity. The record is from RefSeq and is a predicted model, not a curated record. Gene Ontology annotation, molecular function: protein binding; semaphorin receptor activity.